Messenger RNA from Podarcis lilfordi (Lilford's wall lizard), 15145 nucleotides. The record is from the annotation of a GenBank genome assembly. Lineage: Eukaryota; Metazoa; Chordata; Lepidosauria; Squamata; Lacertidae.
GGGGCAGGCAGGUGUGGGGGACUCCCUGGUCCUGAAUGGGGCAACUGUGCCCCUGAAGGAGCAGGUGCGCAGCCUGGGAGUCAUUUUCGACUCAUAGCUGUCCAUGGAGGUGCAGGUUAAUUCUGUGUCUAGGGCAGCUGUUUAUCAGCUCCAUCUGGUAUGCAGGCUGAGACCCUACCUGCCCGCAGACUGUCUUGCCAGAGUGGUGCAUGCUCUAGUUAUCUCCCACUUGAACUACUGCAACACGCUUUAUGUGGGGCUACCUUUGAAGGUGACCCAGAAACUACAACUAAUCCAGAAUGUGGCAGCCAGACUGGUGACUGGGAGUGGCCACCGACACCACAUAACACUGGCCUCGAAAGACCUACAUUGGCUCCCGGUACAUUUCUGAGCACAAUUCAAAGUGUUAGUGUUGACCUUUAAAGCCCUAAAUGGCCUUGGCCCAGUAUACCUGAAGGAGCGUUCCACCCCCAUCGUUCUGCCCGGACACUGAGAUCCAGCAGCGAGGGCCUUCUGGUGGUUCCCUCACUGCAAGAAGCCAAGUUACAGGGAACCAGGCAGAGGGCCUUCUUGGUAGUGGCACCCACCCCAUGGAACCCUGACCCCUUCAGAUGUCAGAGAAAAACAACUACCUGACAUUUAGAAGACAUCUGAAGGCAGCCCUGUUUAGGGAAGUUUUUAAUGACUGAUGUUUUAAUGUAUUUUUAAUUCCCCAGAGUGGUACAAAUAAUAAAUUAUUAUUAUUAUUAUUAUUAUUAUUAUUAUUGAGAGGGCAAUGCAGAAGGGAGAAAGGAACUCUGGGAAAGGGGUAUUUUCCAUCACCAAUAUGCCUCCAGGUAUUUUGUGCUAAUCUUCCCUAUAUCAUUCCAAAUUUAGUAUAUGUGCUGCUGAAGCAAUUUGCCCCCAAUACCCUUUCAUUGGCUGGCUUCAGAAAUGAAAGAACAAACCAACGAACCAUUCUUGAACUGAGCCUUUAAGCUAUUUCUUGUUCUGCUGUGAUGGCAGAAGAAGACAUGAGGGGUGCUCACAGUGUGGUCCCUCGGGCUGCAGAAUUUCUUUUGAUGGCCCUUACAGCAGCAGCAACAACAACAACAACUACAACAAUCUGUUUGCCUCACUAGCCUGCUCCUUCAUAACACAUUGCUAUGUAUGUCUGUCUGGAUGUAAGGCACACUGAGCUCAAUGGGAUUUAAUUUCAGGUGCCUAGGAUUGCAGCCUUAUUCUGCUUCCUAUUUUGCUGCAAUGGCAGAUGAAGAAGUGGGAGGAGGUAACCUGCUAGAGCACUACAGUAAGUUGGGGUGAUUUUCCUUUUCUGCCAUUGGAGGAAUGUGUGUCCUAAUCAUAUGAUUCAGAUCAGAUCAUGGUUUUACCUGGAACUAAGUUGUAUUCUCCUUGGGAGAAAGGUGAUGGCAAACCAAGACAGCAUCUUAAAAAGCAGAGACAUCACCUUGCCAACAAAGGUCCAUAAAAAGCCAUGGUUUUCCCAGUAGUGAUGUAUGGAAGUGAGAGCUGGACCAUAAAGAAGGCUGAUCGCCGAAGAAUGGAUGCUUUUGAAUUAUGGUGCUGGAGGAGACUCUUGAGAGUCCCAUGGACUGCAAGAAGAUCAAACCUAUCCAUUCUUAAGGAAAUCAGCCCUGAGUGCUCACUGGAAGGAUAGAUCCUGAAGCUGAGGCUCCAAUACUUUGGCCACCUCAUGAGAAGAGAAGACUCCCUGGAAAAGACCCUGAUGUUGGGAAAGAUUGAAAGAUUGAGGGCACAAGAAGAAGGGGAUGACAGAGGACGAGAUGGUUGGACAGUGUUCUCGAAGCUACAAACAUGAGUCUGACCAAACUGCGGGAGGCAGUGGAAGACAGGAGUGCCUGGCGUGCUCUGGUCCAUGGGGUCAUGAAGAGUCGGACACGACUAAACAACAACAACAAGUUGUAUUAUUGUGGAGGAAGGAUGAAACAGGACAGUAGUGUCCCAAUACGGAUGCAAAGCUCCAUCCACAUGCAUGUAAAUUUUAUGAGUCUUCUAUGGACCAAAGGAUAUAACAGAAAGGUGUCGUUGACUGCCAGCUCUCCAACAUUAGCAAAACAGCACAGUGGUAUCACCAUCAUCAUUUAUUACUUGCCUUUCCCGCUAAGGUCCCAAGGCAGGUUGCAACAAUUUAAAAUACAACACACUGAAAACAAACUUACAACCACAAAAAUAAGAUCUAAUAAAACAUAACACAAUAUUUAUAUUACAUUUCUGCCUUACACAGGAACAUGCUGAUAGUCCUCCCAAAGUCAACUGGUGCUUGAUUUCCAAGUGCUUCAAAAAGGAGUAAAAAAUCGGAGUACCUGAAAGUUCAUUAAAAGUAUUGGAGAGCUGAAGGGAACGAGAUCAAAUGAGGUGGAGCAGAAAGCUUAGGAAAUAUACAGCACUUGGAUGUCUCAUGAAUAAGUAGUCAGACCUUGAGACAGAUGGAGAAAAGAAAGGAAGCUUGAUUUGAGCUUAUUUGCACGGCAGAAACAGGCCCAUUAUGCAGCCUGCCUGAGCAGGCUUCUUUACGAAACGUACGCACAUUUGUAACAUUUUACAUUUGGUUUAAUAAUUUAUCAACCUUCAAUAUUUCAAAAGAGUGAAGUAGAAAAUCAGAUAAAAUUUUCAUACCAGCUAUUAGAAACUGAAUGGAGAGGAUCUAACCAUUCAUACUAGUGCAGGUAGCAGCUGAAAGUCACCGCCCUUAAAAAAAACUUUUCACUGUCAUGCAUUCUAUCAGCGGUUCAUUUUCUUUUUACAAUCCCACUGGGCACAGAGCAAUUACGAGGGGUUAAUGACAAGCGCAAGUCCUUAGGUUGUCUCUCAGGCCCCGAGCUCAUGCUAUGCAGUUAUUUCCUCCCCAGCAGUGCCUGUUACCCAGGGUCAGUGUUACCUAAUUACAGUGGCCCCUAUUGCUAAAGCUGCAGGUGUCCUGCGGCUUCCUGGCAUCACAUCUCCUUGCAGAAACUUCAAUUGAACAUCAACUGACGAAAACACCACCAUUUCUGUUUUCUUUUACACUCUAAUUUUUUUUUGGUGGUGGGGAUUUAUUGCUUUUACAGUACAGUUGUUCUUGUCAUGCUCCCAUCCCGAAACACAAUGACAGCUGCUCAUACUUGAGAGUAAGGCAGAGGUUUUUAUUCAGGCUACUAACAGUAUAAGUUCAGCAGGAAGCACUGGGUCCAGCAAUCAUGAUUCCUAGGUAUGAAAGCAAAGCAGUAGAUGCAGACAGGGGUGCCAAGUUGGAUAAGCCAACUUGUGGAAGCCCAGGUAAGCCUCGCUCCACAUAAUUGUUCGCAUGACGCAGUGCACACACACUAUUUGAAUGGGAAUGCCCAUCAACUUUGUGGGGGCCAAGCUGUUAAAGACGAGGCAGGGCAAGUUUAUUUCCAAGACUCUCUUACCCAAUGGGACCACCACACGUUGAAACACACACCUGAGCUGGUGUGUCUGAUCCCACCUAAGGAAGUGGUGCCUGGUUCUUGAUGGCAAGGCUGUGUCUUGCCUUACUGACUCCAGCUUCGCCUCCUCCUGCUCAGUCUGUCCCACAGGGUGCUCAAAGCCUUACCCCUUUCUUGAUGAGGCUAUGCGCUCUUCAGGAGGGGCAAUAGAGAGAACUGGCAGAGCUGCAUGGGAAGUGGGGCCUGGUUUGGCCAAUUUGCAAGUGAAUGGGGAGUGCAGUUUGGGUGAUGUGUAGGGGAGGGGGUUGAGGGAUGUAAGGGGAGGGGCUGGGGGAGUUUGGUGAGGUGUAAAGGAAGGGGGUGAGCAGGAUGUAAAGGGAGCGAGUGGCAGGUAAGGGGGCUUGGCGAGCUCUGUGAGCAGGGGGUGCAGCCCUAGUUUAUUUUAAAAUAUGUCUAUGCUGCCUUUCAGCUAGGAUUUCCACGGUGAUGUUUAGAAAAAUCAGUGACAAUGCAAUCCUUUAGACACCUACCCAAAAGUUAGUUGCAUUGAACAUGAAGGCAAAGUGCAAUUGGAGAGGAGGGUUUUGGAUGGGAAAAUGGUGCAAGACUAGAAUCCAGACUUGGAAUAUGCUUCUGACCAUACACUGUGGCUUUUCCUUCAAGGAAAAAUUAAAUGGGAAUUAUUUCCACAGAAAUGUGUUUCAUUUCCCUUAGAACUAAGUACUAACACCAUAAACUCAAUGUUAUCUGUUACGCAGUGCAGUCCUCUGCAGGCGUACUCAGAAGUUAAGUCCCACUGUGUUCAUCUGGGCUUACUGUCCACAGGGUUGUUGCAGCCUAAUUAUCAGAAAGGGACCAUUUACAUAUUCAUACCUAAACACACACGGAAAUAUGUGUCUAUGGGAAGAGGAAGGAGAGAGAAUAUGGAGAGUGGAUGGCUCACAGUGGGAACAGUGACAUGGCGUUUGGCCAACAUAAUGGGGAACAAUGAGCAUUAUCAUACUUUUAUAAUAUAUUCAGAGAACACUCCCACGUCUCACAAUUUUCAAUAAGAAUAUGUGACCAUUGAAUAACAAAGUGUUCCUUACGAAGCAGAACAAUAACAUAUCAUCUGUCUAAGCAGGGCAAUUUCUGCAGUGGUGCCCAUUUUAUAGAAUGUCUGCCUGGGGAAAUUGGCUAAGAACAUCUUCAUGAUUUUUAUCUGCUGACAGCUUUCCCAGCAUUUGGCUGAAUCCUACUGCUUGCUGUUGGGUUAUUUUAUGCAACGUUUUAAUCUCCUGUUUAUUUUUAUCACAUUGUAUGUACAUUAGUAUGUGAGAACCCUUGAACAUUGAUUUUUUUUCUUAAUGGAGGAAAACCAAGGCAACAUCUUCAAUAAGGAUGAUAAUGAUAAUAAUAUCAUCACAGUCUUAAAUCCCUUGGGGAGAUGUUUCAUGAACUUCAGGAGAAAUUAUAAGCAAAGAAGAAUGCACUGGAACACAGACUCUUAAAAUUGGGGAAAUAUCUUCAGUUUUUAUUUUUUCUGAUCAUUUCACCCCAUUUCCAGUUGGUAAUUUCUUUCUUCCUUUUUUUUUAAAAAAAAUUGUCAUGAAAAUUUGUCAGCAUUUUGGUAUGGAGUUUUGGCUAAUGCAUCUAUUUUGAAAGCAAUUUAUCCAAAUAUGAUGCAUUUUUGUAUAUUCAUCAGUGUACACACCUUUCCCCUUCAUUUAUGCAUUUUUGUACACACUGUUUGUUGGAGAACUGCAUUACAAAACAUGUGAAUGUCAAAUGAUAGCUGUGUUUUAGUCCACAGAUUGAUUCGGGGAAGGGCAAUUUAAAGAAGUUUGCAUUCUAAUGCAAACAGAACUGCAUUUCUUCCCUUUGCCACACUUCUAUAAUUUGUGCAUGUCUGUUUCUGUGUGGAAGUUUAUUGGAUGCUGUUUCCAUUUCACAGUCCACUCCUCUCUACUUAUGAGCCUGCGAAGGACCAGGACAUUAUCUCAGAUUCUAUUUAAACCAGCUGAUGCUGUGCUGACAGGCUUCCUGAUUGCUCAAGGAGUUUACGACAGGGAGUAACUCCAAUCCCCCAAGAGAAAUUCAGAUUCAUUCUCUUGCUUCUUGCAGCUGCUCAUCAUCCCAACCCACCCAUUCAGAGCAGAGUUUAGAUCUUAGCAUCUCUCUUCUUCUCUCCUGCUCCACAGGGUAGGACCCAAACCCAUCAUAAAAUAAUAGAAUUGUAGAAUUGGAAGGGACCCCAAGCAUCAUCUAAUGCAAUGCCCUGUAAUGCAGGAAUCACAACCAAAGCAUUUGUGACAAAUGGCCAUCCAAUCUCUUCUUAAAAACCUCCAAUGAACAAUAGAACCUCUUCUAAUUCAGCAUAAUGGAGUGUUUUGUCAUAGUUGUGUAUAGAGAGAAGGGAUUGUUGUGUAGUGUUAGAGGAAAAAGCUGGGCCUGAUGAUAUUGCUUCUUCUGCACAAUGAGCAAAGGUGCAGGUGCAAAUGUCUUCCUUUGAAUCUGGUCACUCUAGUCAUAUAGACAAUGACUCUAGAUGAGCACCACAUUCUGCAAGGUAAAGGUAGGUGUAAACAGCAGAAAGAUGAUUAUGGUUGCAGGUGGGCUGUAUUUCUCCUCUCCGUGGACUUUUUCAGACAAGAGGAUUUCUGUCUUCAUGAGCAUCUGGCAAUAUUAAGACUCUUCCUCUAGAUUCUGCCUUUCUUGCGUGAAGAGGAAAAGAAGUUCUAAUAACUAAAUGCAAUGGCCUGAGCUUACCUGUUCGGAACUUUAAGUAGUAACUAGUUAGAAAGUUAGAUCAUAAAACAUUAAAAAGACAUUUUUAAGCAGCUCUGGAUGCUUUUAUAGUUGGGAUGGGGUUCACUUUCAAUUUCCAACACAAAAUGGCAUAAAUAAAAUAAUAACCAGUAUGACAUUUUAGAGAAAAUUGGAGUGCAGUGUAAAGGCCACAAUGGAGCUCUUUCCUUUUUGGGCUCUGUCUAAAUUUUUUAAGAACUAAAACUAAAAUCACAUCAGCUGUCUCUGGAGUAUAGUGCACAGCCCUAAUUCACAAUCUAGUUUUUUUCUCUCUCUUUAAAAGAAAAAUAUAUUUAGGCUACAAUUCUGUAAGCACAUAUAUGCUAGUAAGCUCCUCUGAACACAGGGGAACAUACUGCAGAGUAACUACGCAUAAGAUUGUGCUGUUUGUAAGAGAAAUAUUUAGGCAUUCUACUCGUGUAAAAACAACAUCUGAGCAGGGAUGAACACCCUAUGCUGUUUCCUGUGCCUGAGUCGUCUGAAUGUCUGAAGCAGGGAGCCUCCUUUGUAGUUUAGAUCCUGAUCUUCUAGGGUUCUAAAUUAUGUAAUGAGAGACAGGUCAACUAAUUGCAAUUAGGCACCAUUUCUGUAACAUUUAUUAAAGCACAUGCAUAGCUAGUUAUACGUGUAUAAUAAGCUGUCCUAAACAUUCAUAGUCAUAUAAGAAUAAGGUCCACUAUUUGACUGCUGAUGUAGGAAUCUAACCUGUGUUUUAUAUAAUCGACUUUUUAUUUUGUUCUGUGUAUACUGCAAUGCUCUUUUGUUGCUAUGGCUGAUGCAAAUAAAGUUUGUUUCAUUCAUUCAUUCAUUCAUUCAUUUAUUCAUUGUCAUGGUCACUUUCAGGCAAGGGGUGACCAAUUGCUUGAGAGUGUGCUGUUUGCUGAUGGAGGCUUCUCUAAGACCACUUCCUCAGAUAGUGCCUUCUGCAUUCCAAAACUCUGUCCCAAUUCAUCGGAAGAGUGUUGACGUCAAACACUGUCCUGGGCAUUGACAUCCAAAUAUUGCACCUCCCCCUCAGUCCUCAGUCAAGAUUGAAACAUGGCAUGCCAUCUUUGUUGUCUGUGCAUUCAGCAUGUUUAUGACUGGUGUCCUCCAAGAUGGAGCUGUUUGUGCCUGAUAAGCAUUUCUGAUGUUCUUUGGAACGAGUGUCGAGCUUAUGGUGUUAGUUACCCUGCCCACCUGUCAGACAGAGCUGGCUAAAAAUGUUCCCCACCUCUAGUGUAUAGCCUUAAUAAGCAAACAUUUUCUCAAAUUCUAGCUUUAAUUGGAAAUAUUCUUAACAAGUCUUAACAUUACAUAUAAGUAGAAUGCCUGUGUACAUGCUAAUCCAUCCUAUCCUAUAAAUGAAAUUAUAUCCAAAUCACUAAAUAUGCCAAUUCCUAGUUUUGGUUUAGCUUACAGGGCAGCUCUGUUUUGUAUAGGCCUGACCUUUUAAAUCAAAUGGUAUCCUCUUCAACGAGGGUCCUGGUAGCGCGCGGGUCCCUGAGACAACCCCCGCCAGGUUGAAGGUGCUGGCCGUGGCCCAGGCCUUGUCUGUAUGGCCCCACAAUCACACCAGGCCGUUUGAGCCAAUCAGUGCAGGUGGCAUGAUUGGUGGGGGCCUAUAAAAGUGGCAGCAUGAUGUGGGGCUAGGGGCAUGCCAGGACCACAGGAACCCCGGGGUGAGCUUCGGUUGAUCUUCAUCGAUGUUGCUCCCUCGUUUGGUGUUUACCCUUUCAGACUACCAGCCAGAGAGGCAGGAGUCAGUUAUAGUCUGUUGCCAAUGCCUAAGCCAAUACCGCUCACUUUGCUGUAAUCAAUAAAGUUGUGGCCUAAAUUUUGCACAUUAACUUAAGCCAAAAUUACAUGUCAGUGUGAACUUAUUUACUUGGGGAAGGGCUUGGGGGCCUCGGGGCACCAUUGAAAUCUUAUGUUCAGAUUCAUACUAAGCUAUAAUGUUUCCUGGUUUGUUUCUGGAUGGAUUCAUAUGUCAAGUUGCUGCAAUGCAGUCAUCUGGAUUGUUCCAGGGAUGCACACCUGCUGGUCCUUCUGAAGUUGGUCUCCAAUUCGCAUCAGUCCCAGCCAGCAUGGCCAAUGGACACAGAUGGGAGUUGGGGUCUAAAAACAUCCACCUUGUACCUGAUGUAGACUCUCUAGUUCUCAUCAUUAUUGCUGCAUGACUUCUUCCUGUUAGUUUCUGGCAGCGGUUCCUAUGGUUUGCCUUCCCAGGCGAGGUCCAUUAGGCACUAUAACUAUACUGCUUCAAGCAGUUGCUGAAGACCUGGCUUUUAAAAAUGAAAUUUGGUUAAUUGCAUAUUUUCUCUUUUUAUUUUGCUGGAUCAGUUCUGUGUUAUUUUUGUUCAGCAGAAUUGGAAAUGGUCCAUUUAUAGACUUGAAUGCAUAUUGGUUGUUGUUGUUUUUUUAAAGGAGAUUAGGUUUGUUCUGUUCAGUUUUGUUAGCCGGUUGAAUCUCUAUGGAGAAAUAGGUGACAUUUUACUAAAAAACAAAACCCCCCAGUUAAUCAAUUAUUUAAGGGCACAUGUAAGAUAGCCAUCACAUGUUUUGAAACCAGCUUUAUGUCAACUAGCAUUAUGCAAUGCUCUGUAAAGAAUGAGCUGAAUUCUUUACACAGCACAUGGCAAAAUGCAAUAAGAAAUGCUUUGAUUUUGUUAGAUCAUUCCUUGCAUUUAAUAUCACAUGUUUAAUAAUUUAUUUUAAUAAUAGAAAAACAAGCUGCCCUUCACUCCCCAGAACAUCAUUUGAAAUACUCCUGUUCCAUUUAAAAAAAAUGUUAUUUUUUUAAAAGUGAAGUUAUGAAUUUGAGCUCUCCUCAUCAAGGAGAGGAUGUUGGAGUUUUCAUAAGGGCUGAUAAACUUAGUUUAUUAAUUGUUACUGCUCACUAUGAUAUUAGAAGUUGGGGGAAGAAUCUGGAAAUUUGAAGGGACUUUUCACUGAUGCUUGUAAGAUAUGUCCCAGUCUAUCCAUCUAAAAUAUUAAUGCAUCCCAGAAAAGAAAAAAGAGAAAAAUCUUCAUGCUCAUAGGAUAAAGACAUUUUCAUUUUAAAAAAUGGGGAAGUGAUAUGAUUUCUUCCCCAUCAAUCCCUGAAGCAAAGUACAAGAUGAAAAUGUUCCACUAGCAAAUAUCAAGCCUACAAGGUAAUUUGAGGCUACCUCAACUUUUGGUCAAUAAUAAUUCUUUAUGAUCUGAGUUUCUCAAACUUUCUGAACUUGCUUUUUCUACCUCUAACUGUCCUCUACUUCUGUGUUGUCUGUUAUACCUUAGGGCUUGUCCAGACUUCCGCUUUCCCCAUGCCUAGAAAACAUGGGUCCGAGCCUUUUGCCUUUUCCCCACUCCUUUCCCCUGAAAAGCCCACUCUUUAGUGCUAAAUCACAGCCAAUGUCAAUCUGGAGAAAACCUUUGACGUUUGCUCAUUUCCCCAGGAGUAAGUGCCGGGGCAAGGUGAAGUGUGACUGAACUCUUAGUAACUAAAAUCAGGCUCCACACACAUAUUGAUAACUGGUUUUUAUUAACACUCUUUGAAUACAGCUCCUUGGCAGGAUUUCUCCCAGACCAAGGAGGUGGAGGAGUCUGGAGACUUGACCCACACAUGAUACCUUAGAUCCCUGGAUGUAAUGUUUAACUAUGCUCUCACCAUGCCCACUCCACUAACUCAGGUUCAAAUGAAUAGCACAGGUUCACAGCUAUUAAAGAAGGGUACAGGCCUACAGGUAAAGACCACUUACCUCCUUCAGGUACAAUGGAAGUUGAGGCCUGGAGCAACAUCAGGGAGCCAAGUGCAGGAAGGAGGGUGAUCCAUUGUUCAUGCAGGCGGCUCAUCUUUGACCUUGGCCAGCCAAGGGGGCUCUAAGGAUUGCCUGCUCCAUUUUGGUUUGAACUGGCCAAUCAUGGCCUUUGGAAGGAAGAGCCAAUCCAGUUUCUAUGCUGGCUGUGCUUGGUGUGGGCAACAUGGUUGGCUGGUGAACAACACGCCCCUCACAAGUUUCGGCUGCAAGCAGGCAGCGCACAUGUAUGGCUUUGCUGUGGGGCUAAUCAGUCACCACAUUUGGGGCCAGGAAGGAAUUUGCUUUCAGACAUAUUGGAUCUUUCUGUGGGUUUUGCCUUCCUCAUAGCAAUUGUCACAACUUUGGUGGGAAAAGGCAUUGGGUUGGAUUCAUAGCUAAGUGCUGGAGUGAGGGAUGGGGUGGAGCCCCACCCACCCACAGAUCAGGAUCAAAAUUCAGAAUUUGUUGGUAAAAGGGUCCAGAGGGAAAGUUCUGUUUAGUGGUACAGAUGGGGGUCAUCAGGCCACAGAUCACAGAACACCCUAUUUGCGUUCUGGCAGAACUGCCUAAAUUGAUCUGCGUCAUGGGGAGAUCUCUGAACCCAGGACUGAUUCUGAAUAAGAGAUUAUGAUUUGUGUGAGUUUCUAUAGUUAUUUACUGAAGAAAGGUCACUGCUUAAGAGCAUUCUGAAUAUCAUGUAAAUCUGUUUUAGGACAAUUUAUUACAUACAAUUAUGUCAACAGUUAGAGGCCUAUUAAAUUUUUUAAACAAGCCCGGCAGCAAAAAAGAAAACAAAAAGAACACAAAUCCAAGAACAUUAAUUAUACAAAAUGCCUAAGUGGAGAACUGAGCUGGGAGUCUUCGCAAGAGGAAACAGAAUCUUUAAUUACAAAAUAUGUUCAACAACUGGAUGUGUUAGUAGUGCAAUCUGCUGAUAUUUUCUUCAUCUCCCAGGUACCUCAAAUAGCCUGUCCUGGGUCAGAAUGUCUAAGAACAUGAAUUACAUGACCCUAUUGCAUUGUCACUAUUGAGCCAUAAUUAGCCAAUGGCAGAUCCAUGUUGAGUACUGUUUAUGCAGGACCAGGGGCUGCUGUCAUUGACAAGAAGUGCUCAGAUAGUCAAGGUGUCAUACACUGAUCUGGACUUCUCAGAGGGAGGGUCAACCUGGGCAAUAACCAAAUCAUGCAGGAGACUCAUGGUUAGACUACAUGAAGGGUCUGGCUAGGCAACAGAUGUGGCUGAGGGGGGAAUUCUGUUGGGGAGGGGGUUAUGUCAGAAGGGUCAUCCUAAAUUUGUUGGUUGGGGGAGUCAUUACCAGGGAAUUGGUAUUUACUAGACUGUUUUUCAGAAAUUAUAGGGGAGCAGGAACACACUACACAUAAAAGCUCCCAAUAGUAUUCUGGGUCUUGGUCCUUUCCUGUAUCCUCAGAUACUCUUGGAUGCUUUUUGUUAAGUACUCAAGUCGUCAUCCCCAUCCUUGAGAUGCCUCCUCUCUCAAAAGACUAUGCUUGCAUGAGGGCCAGCCAGUACACAGCUACACAACUGCAUUUCCACAUUACAGAUUGAACCCAAUCCAGGUCAGGAUAGAUACAGCUUCUUUUUUAACCACUUGCCCAGUCCACAAACCAGACAACACAAACUGGAAUAUUUGGAAUCAGGUCAGUUUAGGUCUAUAUUAGCUUACUCCUGGUUUACCUGUGCAGUAGAAUGAGGUGGUGGGAUGCCCCAUAUCACUUCAGACAGCAGGCAGAAUGCUCUCCUACUUAACAACAAAACAAAGCUCAGCUUCCUGGAAGCAGAAAAGCAGUACUUUAGGCAGAAAGCAUCCUGGCCUACCCAGUGUCUACUUGUAGAUAUUUCUCCCCUAAUAUUAGGCAGCAUUCAGAAAUCUAGUGCCCUGCCUUUAUGCCAAAGUGGCACAAUCUAUCACCUUUGGAGUCUUCCACCUCAUCCUGCUCCAUGUGUAUACUGAGCCUUAAUUAGUCUUCACUGCAGGGAAGAGGAGAACAGCUAUAGUCCUAUAAAAAAAUGGUAUAAUAACUAUGGGACUAUGCAAUCAUGACAAAAUUAAUAUUUUAUAUUACAUUUAUGGAGCAUACAGACAUGCCCUACUUUUCUUAAGAUGGAAUAAAUUUGUGGAUCUUUGUAGAACAUAUGGGCUAUUUCAAUGUGCAAAUUACGGAUUUUCAAUGUUUUAAAUGAGGAUGGAUCCUGUAUUAUUUUUAUUUGUAUGGUGUUUCUUUCCCUCUUUCUUGACCUUUUUUAAGAACUUUGUUGCAUAAAUAGAACCUGUUUGCAAACUACUACUACUACUACUACUACUACUAAUAUUUAUACCCCAGCCUCUUUGGGUGGCUUACAGCAUAUAUAAAAACAUAGUGAAACAUCAAACAUUAAAAAUUUGAUGAAACAGGAUUGCCUUCAGAUGCCUUCUAAAAGUUAUGUAGUUCUUUAUCUCCUUGACAUCCAAAGGGAGCGAGUUUCACAGGAAGGAUGCCACUACCAAGAAGGCCCUCUGCCUAGUUCCCUGUAACUUCACUUCUCGCAGUGAGGGAACCAGCAGAAGACCCUCAGAGAAGGACCUCAGUGCCCAGGCUGAAUGAUGGGGGUGGAGACGCUCCUUCAGGUAUAUUGAGCCGAGGCCAUAUUAAUCUAUGUAGCCUCAUUUAAGUCAAUUUAAGGGCAAAUUCUUAUUAGCCAGAAUUGCCCAGAAUAUCCCUAAACCAUUUCCCAGCUCAUGUGUAAAUGCACCCCCUUACCUAAGGAUAUUUCCAGCUAUUAGUUUUUGUGAGUCCUGGGAGUGCCAUGCUUCUCUUUAUCUAUCGGACCAUCCAUAGGCACUUUCCCUUAGUUCCACCAAUAAUGAGUAUGUAGAGCAUUGGGAACUGCCAUAGUUCUACAGGUCUGCAGAAAGCAUACUGGAAGUACUGGAAAAGGCUGUCUUAGCUUCCUUCCCUGCCCAGCAGCCCUGAGCACUCUGGAGAAGCCCUUAACCGUUGACAUACAGGCUGUUGUGCAUCGUCUGCUCUUCCAGUAGAUGCCAUUUUAUUCAUUGCUUUGUGUUUGGAUUGUUCUUUGGAUGUUAUUUCAUCCAUUCUUGCCAACAGUUCCACACAACAAGUUUUCUACAAACACUGGGAAGCUAUUAAGUGAGGAUCCAAAGCCAGGCUCGGAAAACAACGCCAAGCGCCAAUGUUUCAUCUCUCGGUGCACAUGGUAGACCAUGCCUGCCAAAGAGAAAGGAAAGAGCUGUGUUUGUAGGAAAGGAGAAAUGUAGAUUGAAAUGGGUCAGCAGAUUCUUUUAAAGAAGGAAGAAGAAAAGAGUGGAGGGACAAAAGAGAAAGAAAAAAGGGCAAGAAAGAGAAAAGGGGAAGGGGGAGGUUUUUGUUUGUGUUGUUGUAUCUGUUAUAAAUUUGGAAAAUUAAUAACAAAAUUUGAAAAAAGAAAAGAAAAGAAGAAUGGAAUCUGAACGGUGGAAGGGCAUCGGCAGCGGGAGGCCUCAUUAGGUAAAGCAUGCCUUGGUUUAAGAACGGUUUUGGUUUAAGAACAGACUUCCGGAACAGUUUAAGUUUGUAAACCAAGGUACUACUGUAAUGCAGUUGCAAUGCAAAUUUUAGCUGCUCACGGGGUGUUUUAUUGAGGGACAGGAGUCUCUGCCCCAUUAUAUCAGUGACCUACUCACAAUUCUUUAUGAACUUUUAAGAAAUGGAACCCCCCCCCACUUCUAUACCUGUGCAACCCACAUUCAUCAGACAUGGCGUCCUUUGCUUUGCAUGGCAGCUUGAGAAACUGAUGUACUGCCCAAGGGUAGGGUUUGUGUUCUGUGUCAUGUAAUUGGGAUGUCCUUUACAAAAGCAAAUGCCAAUGUUUGGGGAAUGCAACUCCUAGAUGACAACAAUUUAUUAAAGUUGCAUCCUUUCCAAGGCAUCUAUGUAUCCUUUGGGGUUUUGGGUCAUGUGUGAUUUUAGUCAGACUUAUGUCAUGCUUGCCUUUACUGGGGGUGGAUUCUCUGGUCUUGGUGGUGUAGGAUCAGAUGGUUCCCACUGAUCUGAUCCCCCUGGCCAAACCAAGCAGCCUGGGCUGGCUGACAGAGGAGUAAAGCUGUGACAUGUGCAGCAGUGGUGGUAGGGGAUGGAUGAUAUCUGCUACUAAUCCUGUCCUCCUGGCAUUAGGUAUGCAGCAUGAAAGCGAGUCUUGUGUGGUUGCCUUGACAACAGGCUCACUUGCCCUGCCUCCAUGCCACAAUUCUCAAGUGGCAGUGGAAAAGAGAACAUGUGCAAAAUAAUAUUGAGCAAAUUAGAACCUGGAAAAGGAGAUAACAUUUCUCAGCCUUUGGAAGAUUGAUUACAAUUUGGGAUCUUACUAUAUGGCAAGCAGUGACAAGAUGAUGCGUGUCUGAUUUCAGUGGAUUUCUAAGACUCUUCCCCUAGAGUCUCCUUCUGAUUCAAAUUCUAUGAGAACAUGAGAAACAUUAUAGUUUAUGACCCAUCAACCCAAAAGCACUCUACUAGUAUGUAGAGUGGCCUACCAGGAGCUGAAAUAUGCACAGUGGUACCUUGCUUCUCAAAUGGCUUAGUUGUCGAACAAAUCAGCUCCUGAACGCCACAAACCCUGAAGUAAGUCUUCCAGUUUGCAAAUGUUUUUUGGAAGCCGAAUGGACUCCCAGAAUGGAUUAAGCUCGAGAACCAAGGUACUACUGUAUCUUGUUUUGGUUGACUGGGGACUGCAACAAGCAGGAGGUACAUUAAGUUUCUGGCAGGUUACAAUGCAUUGCUGAGGAGCUGCGUGCAUCUUAGCAGGCCAAGAUAAUGCAGGAUUGUAUGAGAUAAAUGCUAGCAAAAUAUUAUGGCAGAAUCUGAGGUAUACUCGGAGUUGAGUGUUGAUUUCAUGUUCUUUAUUUCAGCUCAUGGUAAACAGUGAGUGAGUGCUUUCUCCCAAAACCUCUGGCUAUAUAUACAUUAUUUACACAAUGGGUCCCAUGUCCCAUGUGGUUGGCUGAUUCAUCUCCCCUCCUGGAGCCUGAUUGGACUGUUCCUGCAGGCCAAUCAGGUUGCUGAUUCACUUCCUCCUGGAGCUGGAUUGGGCUGUUCCUGCAGACCAAUCAGGUUGCUGCCUUCUAGGAUCUUACCUGCCUAUUGUUCUAGGAUCCAAGCUCAGUACAUAACAGUUUUCCUUAUUGCAGAAUGCAAA